CUGCGUCUGGCUUCUGCCGCUAAUUAGCUGGUCACUUAACAAAGCCACCUUCCAUCUUUGGACAUCAGAUUCUACCUUUGUUUUGAAAAGUGAAAUGGCUGUAUUUCAGGAUCUGAUGCCUUCCAGUCCGAAACUGUGUGUUUUCUGAAACUACAAAUAGACUACUCUACAUUACAGGGUGUUAAUUGGCUCAUUCUGAUUAUCUGGGCCGUCUCGCCAAAAUGCAGUGAACUUGCACUUAGAGAAUCGGAGAUGCUUACAGCUGGGGGAGGCUUGGCCCCGAAGCCUCAUUCACAAGUUAACAAAACAGACUCUGAAUGUGCAGAUGACUUACUUGAGGACAUCCAGAUGGUUAUCUGGAAAAAAAUAACCCGUUACAUGCCAAACCUUGGGUCCCCAGUUCUGAGAUCUAUCCAGCUGCUUCUCUCAGAAGAAUCACCUAGAAAAUUACCUCCGUUCCUAGAAAUCCUGAACCCAUUGGAUCAUAGAAUCAGGACUGUACUCGAUAGAACUUUGGAAAACUUGCUAGACCAGCGGGAAUGGUUUCACAUUAACUGCUGCCAUCAGCUCCUUCUUAACGCCAUCAGGAAUUUGGUAUUAGUGAUGCCAAUCGCUCUUCUAAACAUAAUAAAUAGCAACGACAUUUUUUUUCGAAGUGUGAGUGAAACAUGGUAGCUGCCGAAGUUCAGAUGGUGCCGACUUCCCGUUUGCUGUUGAUUUAUACACUUUCUCAGGAGAAGAAAUCUGUUUGCUGCCCACAGGAAAUACAGGGACAUUGCAUGCACAACGGGACACGGUGUUCUCACCAGCUUUGGCAUGUGGAAGAUCUGAAUUUCAUCACUGAGUUUUUCACCCAUCAACUAUUUCCCAAGUAUAAAAGAAGUAGGUCUGUUAAUGAAACCGUUUCUGCUGUGUUCGUCCUUCUGCACGUGCCCAGAUGCACAACGGUUUUGGACACGUUUCCCGCUCUGAGAGUUAAUGGCCCCUGGCCUGCCGACCUCUCCAGGCGUGCCCGAGAUUCCCGCAGUGCCCAGCCUGGGCGUCAUCCCCCCGGGCAGCUUUCAGGGAAGGCUGGGGAACAGGAGCUCAUCCUCACCUCCGGCCCCGGGGCUCCAUCUGGCUUGUGAUUAUUUACGUGGCCGCCUCACCGCUUCGGCUGGAGGAGGAGCGAUUCUAGAGCCUGCGCAGCUUCUCUGUCUGUCGUGGACACACAGUGGACAGAGGUCUGCUUCCAGCAGUGGCAAGACUUGGAGAAGUCCUAAUUUUCCCUUUAUUUCUGAGUUUUCCUUCAGGAAUAAAAUAAAUUCCUCAAAGGUGUUAGUUAUCCUUUGUCGUAACAAUCCUGA
Messenger RNA from Manis pentadactyla (Chinese pangolin), 1346 nucleotides. RefSeq lists its product as uncharacterized. Bases 669 to 1127 code for a protein of 152 amino acids. The record is from RefSeq and is a predicted model, not a curated record. NCBI's taxonomy places the organism in Eukaryota, Metazoa, Chordata, Mammalia, Pholidota, Manidae. The transcript has 5 exons.